AUGUACGGUCGCUACGUCAACGAUACUGAAAAUCCAGAGCUCUAUGCUACUUUCAUGCCAAAAGUCGAGGCCUACAGAGCAAAACUGAAAGCUGGUAUUCUUGACGAAUACAAACUUCCUGACGAAUUGGUUCCCAAAGCAGAAAAGAUUCUCACCAAGCCAGAGCUAGCCAUCAUAGACACUCCUGGGUAUCAGUUGGUCGAGAAAAUUGCUUCUGGAGAGCUUACCUCGGUGGAAGUGUUCAAGGCAUUUGCCAAGACUGCCACUGUGGCCCAUCAGACCACAAACUGCGCCAUGGAACUCUUUAUGGAUGAAGGUCUCAAAAGAGCAGAGGAGCUUGACGAAUACUACAAAAAGACAGGAAAAACCGUUGGUCCUUUGCACGGGCUUCCAAUUUCCUUGAAAGAGCACUACAACUAUAAAGGGAAAGUUACUCACUGUGCUAACGUCAUCAGAAUCGAUAACGUCACCGAUAACUGGUGUCUGACUGUCGAGGUGCUUCUGAAUGCUGGUGCUGUGUUCUAUGUCCGCACAACCGAGCCACAAACCCUGAUGCACUUGUGCUCCAAUAAUAACAUUACCGGGCUGUGCCUAAACCCCAACAACACUGCCUUGACUCCAGGUGGAUCCAGUUCCGGUGAGGGAGCCAUUGUGGCCAUGAAGGGAUCAGUGAUGGGUCUUGGUUCGGAUAUUGGUGGUUCUAUUAGAUGUCCAGCGGCCUUCUGUGGAGUGUUUGGUCUGAGACCUACUCAGAAAAGAUUGUCAAUGAAAAAUGUGACCUUUUCGUUCACUGGAGUGGAGGAAGGUGUUGUUUGCGUACUUGGGCCACUUGCAAGAACCGCCCAGGACAUUGAUCUUUUCAUGAAGGUCUCACUUGAUGCAAAACCUUGGGAGAGAGACGCAACGCUGAUUCCUCUUCCUUGGAGAGACGUUCCUGUUCCUGCAGCCAAGGACAUCAAGGUUGCAAUUAUGUACGAUGAUGGGGUGGUCAAGCCGACUCCUCCUAUUCUGAGAGGAUUGAAGUAUGCUGCUGAGAAGCUAAAAGCUUCCGGAGUGACUGUGGUCGAAUGGGAGCCAUUUGGGGUAAAGGAGUGUGUGGAGACUGUCAACUGUUUCUACAGCGCAGAUGCAAACAAGGCCCAGAAAGAUGCUCUUGCUGCCUCGGGAGAACCUGUCCUUGAACUAACUAAAAACGCCCUAGCCUUUGGACGUGGAGAUGAUGGAUGGUCUGCUACUGAAGAACGGCUGGGCCAGGCACUCAGAGACAAGUACAGAAUGGAGUACCAAGACAAAAUGAUGGAGCUUGGUGUUGAUUUCAUUCUUUCUCCAACCUAUGUUUCUGUUGCUGCCAAACUGGAAACUAUUCAUUACUGGGGUUAUACUUCACUGUGGAACGUUCUGGAUUUUCCCAACGUUGUUUUUCCAACAGGCCUGAAGUGUGAUCCUGCCGUGGAUGUUCCAGAUUCAGGGUACGCUCCAAGAAGCGACAUUGAGAAAUACGAGUACGAACUUUACAAGGAUGCUAAAGAGUUCAAAGGUGCUCCAAUCUCACUUCAGCUCACCGGAAGACGGUGGUUUGAUGAGGAGGUCGUAAAAGCGGCACAAGUAGUGCACGAAAUAGUUAGCGCAUAA
Messenger RNA from Ogataea polymorpha, 1632 nucleotides. RefSeq lists its product as uncharacterized. The record is from RefSeq and is a predicted model, not a curated record. The transcript is spliced from 2 exons. The coding region runs from base 1 to 1632 and encodes 543 amino acids. NCBI's taxonomy places the organism in Eukaryota, Fungi, Ascomycota, Pichiomycetes, Pichiales, Pichiaceae.